CGCAGCCGCAGUUGGACUCAGCUCACUUUCGUUUUCGCUUCGCACCUCAAGUAAACUUAACUGUGUUAGGCUAGUCCUGGGUACGUUUACGUCGAUCAAACACGCUGAAAACAGAUUUACGCCACAUUUGAACACAACCAACGCAGUCGCUGGUGAAAGAUAUGUCCGGGGAAAAUAAGCGAAAUGACAGCCAUCAGAUAACAACACUCCUCCAACCUGAUAUCCCUGAAAACAGGGAGACCAAACCUAAAAUCCCAGAGAACAGGAAGGACAGCUCAAAGAAGACCAGGUCUUCUGAACCAUCCACGUCUAGAAAUAGCCAUCUUGAGAAAGCAGGUAAGUCAAGCGAAUGCGAGCUCAGGAGGUCGCAGAGCAGUGAAGUCGGCUCGUCGUGCUGUCAGCUGGAGCACCUGAAGAAACUUCCACAAUGUGACCUCAAGCUGGGAAAACUGGGCUUCACAAAGUCUCACAUCGUCCUCAUAGAUGUGAAUGCUUUUCGCUGUGGGGAUAUUCGUCCUCAGGAAGGGAGGGACCUGUGGCAUCACAAAUAUGUCAAGCUGCCGUGUUCACCAUCAAGCUGGUCACCGAAACCAGAUUUUGAAGCGGGUCCUGUGAAAAUAAAGACUGGACCAGGCCAUGUGUCGAGGUGGGGGCUGAUCUCCAAGAAGCUGAGUGCCCUGGCCAGUAAGAAAGCAGCGACGGUCGAGGAGGUCAAGGAAUCUAUCCUCAAAUACAACCCCAGCUAUAAAGGAAAGUGGUCGUUUGAUGCACUAGCAAUGUUGGGGAAGCCAUCUUCUUUUGAAACACACUUUGAAACGCUGUUUCCGAAGAUUGCUGCUUUGGCCUUGAAGCUGCCUGAACAAGUAAAGAAGGCCAUCCCGCUGCUUCAGCACCAGGAACCUGCCUCCAUCACUUUAUCACAGGUUCAGAUCUCAUGUCUGCUCGCUAACGCUUUCUACUGCACCUUCCCUCACCGCAACACCACCAGACCCGAUGCAGAAUACCGCAACUUCCCGUCCAUAAACUUCACCAGAUUGUUUGGAAACCAGUCUGAGCGGAAGACCCAGAAGCUCCAUGCCAUCAUGCAGUACUUCAACGUGGUGACAGAUGAGAAAUCUAAACCAGAGGGACUGGUGACGUUUGAGAGGCGUUGCCUCACUUACGCAGAUGUACCUAAAUGGGAAAAGUGUAAUGAUACAAUGCAAAAACUGCACGUUACAUCAAAGGGCGAAAUCGAGGUUGAAGGUAAAGGGAUGCUUCAGGUGGAUUUUGCUGCCAGCUGGAUUGGCGGGGGUGUUCUGGACUCUGGUCUGGUUCAAGAGGAGAUCCUGUUCCUCAUAAAUCCAGAGCUGAUUGUGUCUCGUCUCUUUACAGAGAAACUUGACGACAACGAGUGCCUCAUCAUUACAGGUACGCAGCAGUUUAGCUGUUACAGUGGUUUUAGUGACAGCUUUAAAUGGAUUGGCCCUUAUGACGAUGACCUUGAGAGAGAUGAGUGGGGUCGGCUGAAGCGGCAGAUUCUGGCUAUUGAUGCGCUACACUUCAGACAUCCCAGAGAUCAGUACAACAUGGCAAAGAUUAGACGGGAACUGAACAAGGCUUACUGUGGUUUUAAAGGCCACCAUGACCAUCAAGAGCCAGACAUUGCCACAGGAAAGUGGGGAUGUGGAGCUUUCAACGGAGACCCAGAACUCAAAGCUGUGAUCCAGCUGAUGGCAGCAGCAAAGGCCAAAAGGGGUUUGGCCUUCUUCACAUUUGGAGAUGAUGAUCUGAGUAGAGGUCUGCAAGAAAUUUACAACCUGCUGGUCGCACAGAACAUGACAGUUGGCCAGCUGUAUGAAUAUCUGGAGGAUUACUGUAUUCAACGUAAACCAAGUUCACGCGAGAGUCUGUUUGACUUCCUCAGAAACACCAUCAUAAACAUCCGGAGUCUGCUCUAAGGAAUUCUGUUCUAUUUGCACGAAACACUGAAGGAAUUAAUUUUUAAUAAACAAGAAGGAGAAAGUAAAUCAUAUUUCUAAAGAUAAGCUUUUUGCACGUUUUUACACUACAGCAGUGAUCAAGAACAAACAACAGGCAUUAAGCCAGUAAAGUGUUUAACCAAGACAGCAUCAAGACUCUUAGAUGCUGCCAGAGCCUGAGUGACUAAAUAUCCCAUCGCUAAUAGCCACUGAAUAUUUGCUCCUUCUGAUAAAUGGAUCCUGAUUUCUUCUUGGUUCUGUCUGUACUAAACUGUGAGUGUACUGUAAUAUCCUGUGUUAUCCAGAUGUUUUUGGAUUUACUGUUAGAGAGUUUACAGAAUAAACCAAACUAGAACCGGU
Molecule: messenger RNA, 2321 nt
Organism: Girardinichthys multiradiatus
Lineage: Eukaryota; Metazoa; Chordata; Actinopteri; Cyprinodontiformes; Goodeidae
Gene: pargl
Product: poly (ADP-ribose) glycohydrolase, like
Exons: 16
Coding region: 162-1940 (592 amino acids)
Biological process (GO): regulation of DNA repair; nucleotide-sugar metabolic process; carbohydrate metabolic process
Cellular component (GO): nucleus; cytoplasm
Molecular function (GO): poly(ADP-ribose) glycohydrolase activity
Source: RefSeq, a predicted model, not a curated record